GGGCCAUGAUAUUGCGCACAGUUGACAGAUGCGACCAGGCAUCUUCACACCAAACCGGCGCCUGCCACUAAUGCGCGGAAGCCUUAUGUUUGGAUUUUGAUCGAGCCGGAGGACAUGACACUCUAACUUUGAUCCCUCACCACACAACUACCCCUCCGGUCACGCAACUCGCAACGAUUCCAGAUCCUACUCCAAGCAACCCAAGAUCAUCAUGUCACAAACUGAGCUGCCUAUCGAAUCCUUGCCGAUAUGGGCUCGUUUCAAUAGUGUCAUCUUCGACGGCGCUCGCAUAUCUCAGGUCAAUGGGAAGGGCUUUGGUCUCGUGGCCGAGAGAUCCUUCCAACCUCCACCCGACAGGACCACGCCAACCCACCGCAUUGUCUCAGUUCCGGCGGAGCUGGUGUUGAAUGCAGAAGCAGUGGAUGAGUAUGCAAAGGAAGACCGGAGAUUCCGGGAACUCCUUGAUGCAGCAGGCGGUCAGGUAGAGAGCCCAACGCGUGUAACCCGACGAGACGGUCGGUAGCCUCGAGACACUGAAUGAUGCUGACGCGCAGCUGCAUCUCGGCUCAGUCCUCGAGGGGAGAUAUUCUUCUCUUUCUUCUAGUUCAGCUUGUUUUAGUAUGGAAGAGUGAAAAGAAUCAAGGGCUAUCGAAUCCAUGGACGCAAUACAUCAAGUACCUGCCUCGAGCAGUACCCUUACCUACUCUGUGGUCCGACGCUGAGCGUCUCCUCCUAAAUGGCACAUCACUUGAGACGGCGGUCCAAGCAAAGCUUCUCGCUUUGGAGAGGGAAUUUGACGACCUGAAGGAGAAGUCUUCAGCACUGGCGACAUGGAACGAGAUUCUGUGGGAGAACGGUCCUGUAAAGCUCCGGGACUGGGUCGUUCUGGACGCCUGGUAUCGUUCUAGAUGCAUGGAACUCCCCCGCGGAGGCUCAUCGAUGGUGCCAUGCAUAGACAUGAUCAACCAUUCUCGACAAUGGACGGCGUCGUAUACACAAAAUCCCGACGACGGCAGCGUCGAUCUGUGCCUGAGCCGCGACACCGAUGUCGCGGUCGGCACGGAAAUCACAAUCUCAUACGGUAACGAGAAGGCGCCAGCCGAGAUGCUUUUCAGCUAUGGGUUUGUGGAUCCGGAAGGGGGCCCAGAGAUGGUCGUUCUACCGGUCGAGGUGCCGGAGGAUGACCCGCUCGCUAGGGCAAAGGCCUAUAUCUUUGCCGAGUCUCCCACUAUCAAAAUCGCCCAGUUGGAGAGCGGGGAUGUCCGGUGGGAGUGUCCGUUCGCCCACCUCCUUGCUCUCAACGAAGAAGACGGCUUGGGGAUCCACAUUCUACAACUCACCGACGGCAGCAGGCGGAUGAGGCUGUUCUGGGAGGCCGAGGACGUCACGGAUUCAGUCAAGGAUCUCGAGGCGGUCACGACAUCGCAUGCGCACCACGCAGUCUUCCGGCUUCGGGCAGUGGUGCUGGUCCAACAACAGCUAGAGACCCAGGCGCAGCGAAUAUCGGCGCCGGCGGGGUCCGAUGACCUCCCGAACACGCACGACCCCCUGGCGGUUCGACCGACUUGUCGGGAGGCGGCGUCCCGACUAAGGGUUGCAGAGGCAAAGGUGCUACGAAGCGCUAUAGGUUGCCUCGAAUUGGAGAAGGCACACCUCCUCGAGGACGAAAGCGUGGUAGCGUACCUCGGGCCAACGGAAAUUUCCCAAAAUGACUUAGCUCCUGGCUCGGGGUCAACCGACUUCAGUUGAGCCGGGGCUAGGGUGGUACCCUUACAGAUUUCCACGUGGGCAGCCGACAGCCUAACCGCCAGAAACCCAACAGGAACAUUUGUAGCGCGGCAUGCAUUCAGGUGAGAUGUUACCAUAGGUCGAUACCGCAUACAUGGAGGCCAAGCGGUGCUCCUGGCAGUCUGCUCACGGUCUCGCCGGAUGUAAUGAAUGUAAAAGGCGAGAGAUGUCUGCACUAUUGUCUCCUGUGUGAAUCUGACCGAGAGUCGCAAUGUGGCAAAACAAGCCGAGUCACUGGAUAACUACCAGGUACAUGCCUAUCACCUGUGGCCAUGGUGGGAACACCUCGAAUACAUAUCAAAAGACGACCGU
Molecule: messenger RNA, 2100 nt
Organism: Gaeumannomyces tritici R3-111a-1
Lineage: Eukaryota; Fungi; Ascomycota; Sordariomycetes; Magnaporthales; Magnaporthaceae
Product: SET domain-containing protein 8
Exons: 3
Coding region: 538-1749 (403 amino acids)
Biological process (GO): peptidyl-lysine monomethylation
Cellular component (GO): nucleus
Molecular function (GO): protein-lysine N-methyltransferase activity
Source: RefSeq, a predicted model, not a curated record